AAGUGGGAAUACUUUAGCUUUUCAAUAACAAUUUAUUUCCAGUCAGCUAGUUGUCAGGAUACGUACUCUGCUCCAUCAUCGUUAAUUUUCUCAUUACAGUUACACUACUUGCUGAAGCCAUUCUUGUCCACCGACCCGUGUCAUAUCUUCUUGUCAAAAUUCGUCUAUGCCUCUUCUCGUGUCCUUAUGGUAUUUAUCGUGCUUUCCGCUCAGUUUUCUCAAAUCGCUGUAUUAAUAGAAAGAUGUAUAGCAACUGUACUCGUUCAAGACUAUGAGUCAAAAUAUGAGAGGAUCGGCCCAUCUCUGAUUACAGCAGUGGUAAGAGAACAUGGAAACAUGUCACUAUCGUCACGGUACCAGUCGAUGGAGAAUAGGGUGUCAAGUGAGAUGCUGUUCUGGAUUCUACUCAUCCAAUUCACUACACUCUUCGUCAUUGACAUUAUAACGUUAUUUAUUCGUCUCUAUAAUGAUACUUUUCCUUUCUCGAUCGUUUACCAGGAGAGCAUUGACGUAGGUGCUAAGCAAAGCAGCGCGCUUAGAAGAGCGGGCCACAUACACCAAAAAAAAUUUCCACACCUAUUCUUAACCCUUUAA
Molecule: messenger RNA, 594 nt
Organism: Angiostrongylus costaricensis
Lineage: Eukaryota; Metazoa; Nematoda; Chromadorea; Rhabditida; Metastrongylidae
Source: the annotation of a GenBank genome assembly